Molecule: messenger RNA, 1419 nt
Organism: Knipowitschia caucasica
Lineage: Eukaryota; Metazoa; Chordata; Actinopteri; Gobiiformes; Gobiidae
Source: the annotation of a GenBank genome assembly
AUGAUUUUUGCGAUUGAGGAGAUUAACCGAUAUGGAAGACUGCUUCCAAACUUCACUCUGGGAUACAGGGUCUAUGAUUCCUGUAGCACCCCACACCAGGCACUGAAAGCUGCUACAGAGCUAAUGGGAAGUAAACCAGAGGCCAGCGGCCCUGCAGAGGUUGAUGCAUUGGCACAGCUGGUCAAGUACUUUGGCUGGACAUGGGUGGGUGUCAUAGCGGGUGACGAUGCUUAUGGACUUGGUGGAGCCAACAUAUUUGCGGAAGAGAACCAAUCUUUGUCAUCUCCUCCUGAGGUGCCCUUGUCAGUGUGCAGCAGCAUUUGUCUUCCCGGCACCCGCAAGGCAAUCAAACUCAACUUUCCUAUCUGCUGCCAUGAUUGUGUGGCUUGUACAGCUGGGGAGAUUAGCAAUCAGACCGAUGCCAUAGAGUGUGCCCGCUGCCUGCCCGAAUUCUGGUCCAACGAUGAGCGAACAGAGUGUAUUCCAAAACAAGUAGACUUUGUGCACUUCAGCGACACCAUUGGCAUCACUCUAACGGCUAUUUCCCUCUUCGGUUCCCUCUGCACCUGCAUAGUGGUCUUCAUAUUCUCCUGGCACAGAAAUACGGCCAUAGUUAAAGCCAAUAACUCUGACUUGAGCUUCUUGCUGCUCUUCUCCCUGUCCCUGUGUUUCCUGUCCUCUCUCACGUUUAUUGGAGAGCCGACUCAGUGGUCCUGCAUGUUCCGCCACACUGCGUUCGGCAUCACCUUUGUCCUCUGCAUCUCCUGUAUUUUGGGAAAGACCAUCGUGGUGCUGAUCGCCUUCAGGGCCACACUUCCAGGCAGCAACAUGAUGAAGUGGUUUGGCCCAGGAAAACAGAAGGCCAUCAUUGCUUCUUGCACCUUGGUCCAAGUGAUAAUUUGCGCAGUGUGGCUGGUGGUGGCUCCCCCAGGCCCCCGGCGCCUGAUGCCCCGUGAGAGUGCUGUGGUCAUCCUGUUGUGUGAGGAGGGCUCUGCUGUGGCCUUCGCCCUGGUGCUGGGUUACAUCGGCCUGCUCGCCUGCCUCUGCCUCCUUUUGGCUUUUCUGGCACGGAAACUCCCCGGAAACUUCAACGAGGCCAGACUCAUCAGUUUCAGCAUGCUCAUCUUCUGUGCCGUGUGGGUGGCCUUUGUGCCGGCUUACAUAAGCUCUCCGGGAAAGUACUCCAUGCUCACUGAGCCUGCCUAUCCAGACACCAAAUCCUCGCAGCAUCGUCAGUACCAUGGCAAAAGGAUUCAGGGAAAUAGAAAGGCAACAGCCAAGAGAGAUGUGGGACUCACGGAUCCAGACCAGAAACUGUUCCCUGCUCUCCUCAUUGUGGGCUGGGUGGUGUGCUGCACUGCUGUGGUCUAUUUUGUUUACAUAUUUGCAUGGAAGAGAGGUUUUGGAGGAAGAAUCUAA